UCAGCUCAGAAAGCGCAGAAACAUCUGCUCACCCGAAGAAGCUGGGCGAAUGUGAAACAUGGCGGUCCCUCAGAAAGACGCUAAACCAGGGAAACCCGGCGGAAAAGAGCCGCAGCCUUUAAUAAUUGCCAAAUCUCCAGCAGAGGAGCAGCGUCUGAAAUUGGAGAGGUUAAUGCGAAACCCAGACAAACCUGCACCCAUACCUGAAAGACCUAAAGAAUGGAAUCCAAGGGCUCCUCCAGAGUUUGUACGAGACGUUAUGGGCUCCAGUGCUGGGGCAGGCAGCGGGGAGUUUCAUGUGUACAGACACUUGAGGCGGCGCGAGUAUCAGAGACAAGACUUCUUGGACCGGUUGUCAGAAAAGCAAAAUAUGGAUGAAGAAUAUCUGAAGAAAAUAGAGGAAAAUCAAAAGGCUGCUGAGGCCAGGACAGCCAAAAGAAGGAAGAAGAGAGAGAAGCUCAAACUGAAGAAGCAGAUGGCCAAGAAAGCCAAAGUGGAAAGUAAAAAAGAAUCAGAUAAGGAAGAGUCUUCGACAAGUGAUAACGACUCUGAGGAGCAAGAAGCGGAGGAUGAUGCGGAGGUGCCCAGCUUUGUCAUGGGGAAGAGGUGACCCUGGAGAACGUGUGAUCAUAUCAUUGUGAAAGUAGCCAGUGUGUUGGGGCUUAAGUCCAGUGCCAUUCUAAACCAGCUAAAGACUUUCAGAAGCAUUUUACGUGGAAUAAAGUUGAAGUUUGCCUGACCUGGUCAGAGUCUUACAGCACUGGUAUUUUCAGUCAAGCAAGAUGGUAUAUAUUGCAUAGCUUGUCAGGAAUAGGUCUUGAUAAAUUGAUGUAAUUGUGUUCAUUACUGUUUAGACAAGAUCAAUUUGACUGAACUGUCUUUUACUGUACAUAAUAUAUUUUUAAUAAACUGCUACUAAAGGAGA
Messenger RNA from Colossoma macropomum (tambaqui), 925 nucleotides. It is a transcript of the gene prkrip1, whose product is annotated as PRKR interacting protein 1. Gene Ontology annotation, molecular function: protein kinase inhibitor activity; double-stranded RNA binding; protein kinase binding. Gene Ontology annotation, biological process: negative regulation of protein kinase activity. Bases 59 to 610 code for a protein of 183 amino acids. Gene Ontology annotation, cellular component: nucleolus. NCBI's taxonomy places the organism in Eukaryota, Metazoa, Chordata, Actinopteri, Characiformes, Serrasalmidae. The record is from RefSeq and is a predicted model, not a curated record. The transcript is spliced from 6 exons.